Syzygium oleosum is the source of this 639-nucleotide messenger RNA. Its product is annotated as aldehyde dehydrogenase family 3 member H1-like. Gene Ontology annotation, molecular function: aldehyde dehydrogenase (NAD+) activity. NCBI's taxonomy places the organism in Eukaryota, Viridiplantae, Streptophyta, Magnoliopsida, Myrtales, Myrtaceae. Gene Ontology annotation, biological process: aldehyde metabolic process. Bases 1 to 639 code for a protein of 212 amino acids. The record is from RefSeq and is a predicted model, not a curated record. The transcript is spliced from 4 exons. Gene Ontology annotation, cellular component: cytoplasm.
AUGAGAAGAACUCCAAAGAAAUGGGGUGUAGCUAAGUGGACGCCUUUCGAAGAGACGAUGGUUCAAACUUCAUUAACCACUUUUCCAUCGUCGGCUGAAAUAGCGUCAGAACUUCUGGAAGUUAUAUUGAUAAAUUCAGCGUGGAAUUAUCCUUACUUGUUGUCUCUCGAUCCAGUUGUUGGAGCUAUUGCAGCAGGCAAUGCUGUUGUUUUGAAACCUUCAGAGAUAGCACCAGCCACAUCAGCAUUGCUUGCAAAAUUGUUAGGGGAGUAUAUGGAUAGCUCUUCAAUUAGGGUUGUUGAGGGAGCUGUUGCUGAAACAACCGCACUGUUGGAGCAAAAGUGGGACAAAAUAUUUUAUACAGGUAAUGGCAGGGUGGGGCAGAUUGUGAUGGCUGCUGCUGCUGCUGCUGCGGCUAAGCGCCUAACACCAGUCGUUUUAGAGCCCGGAGGAAAAGCUCCUGUGGUGGUGGAUUCGGGGCGUCAAUUUACCAAAACACAGGUUAUUCUCUUUCCACCUCCACAUCUGCCAUAUUGUCAUCAACCCAAAAUCGCCGUUGCCUUCCGCCGCCACCUAUCAAGCCGCUCUCACACCGCCUCACUUCACUGUGCCGUCGCCCGUCAUCUUCGCGUCCCCUAG